AUGGUCGAUGCCUCAGACAUAGCCAUCGGCGCCGUGUUGCAACAGCUGAACGACGGCACAUGGCACCCAACUGCAUUCUUCUCGAAGAAGCUGACGCCUACUGAGCGCCGCUACAGCACCUUCGGGCGCGAACUGCUAGCCGUCUACUCAAACGGUGGCACGCACACGGCCCGUGAACUUCGGCAACUGGCAUACAUAUCCGAGUUCACGACAGACAUCCGCCACGUAAAAGGGAGCGACAACGUCGUUGCUGACGCCCUGUCGCGGAGCGCUAUAAAUUUCGUCAACGAUCCAGAAGGAGUUAACUUCGACGCGCUGGCGGCAGCCCAAAGAGACGACGAAGAGCUAAAAAGCCUCCUAACAACAAAAACGGCCCUCAAACUACAAACAACUGCCUACCACCCGAUUCGCAACGGCAUGGUGGAGCGUUUCCACCGCCAGCUCAAGUCGGCGCUCGCCGCAACAGAAGAGCGCAACUGGAUGGAGGCACUGCCACUCAUUCUCUUGGGAAUACGGACAGCUGUCAAGACAGACAUCGGCUGCAGCGCGGCCGAACUGGUGUACGGAACGACUCUGUGCCUUCCAGGAGAAUUCUUCACUGGCAGUCCGCAAGACGGCU
Messenger RNA from Dermacentor silvarum, 619 nucleotides. RefSeq lists its product as uncharacterized. Gene Ontology annotation, molecular function: nucleic acid binding. Lineage: Eukaryota; Metazoa; Arthropoda; Arachnida; Ixodida; Ixodidae. The transcript is spliced from 3 exons. The record is from RefSeq and is a predicted model, not a curated record. The annotation marks the transcript as partial.